Messenger RNA from Cylas formicarius (sweet potato weevil), 1491 nucleotides. RefSeq names its product methionine aminopeptidase 1. Gene Ontology annotation, molecular function: metalloaminopeptidase activity. The transcript has 5 exons. Bases 141 to 1277 code for a protein of 378 amino acids. Gene Ontology annotation, biological process: proteolysis. Lineage: Eukaryota; Metazoa; Arthropoda; Insecta; Coleoptera; Brentidae. The record is from RefSeq and is a predicted model, not a curated record.
AACCUUAAAACUUUCACAUAACACAUUAAAGCUACAUCAAACAGCAUUGAUACGAGAUCUCAGUAAAACAGCAACGAAUCCAGCCACAAAAUAUUAAGUUUUCUGUGGUAAUUCUAUUUGACUGAUUUUGGUUUAAUAAAAUGACUUCCGUUCAAAAAUGUGAAUCUCCAGGGUGCACCCAAAAUGCGAAUUUACGAUGUCCUACAUGUAUUAAAUUGGGGAUCGCGGGUUCGUUUUUCUGUUCUCAGGACUGCUUUAAAAACAAUUGGAAGUCGCACAAAAUUGUCCACUCAUUAGCCAGAGGACAAGGUGCAAAUGAUUCUCGUGAUACCGGGUUAUAUAACCCCUGGCCUAAUUAUAACUUUACCGGAAAAUUGAGGCCUUUUCCUCAAAGCGCUAAACGGGUGGUCCCUCUCAACAUAGACAGGCCAGAUUAUGCGGAUCAUCCACAGGGUUUUCCACUAAGUGAGCAAGCAGUAAAAGGAUCUGGACACAUCAAAGUGUUAGAUGAUGAAGAAAUUGAAGGAGUUAAAGUAGCCUGCAAAUUAGGUAGAGAGGUCUUAGAUGAAGCGGCAAGAGUUUGUGAUGUUGGAGUAACUACAGAUGAAAUUGAUCGUAUAGUACAUGAAGCAUGUAUAGAAAGAGACUGCUAUCCAUCACCACUGAACUAUUACGAGUUCCCCAAGUCAUGUUGCACAUCAGUCAAUGAGGUUAUCUGCCAUGGGAUACCAGACACUAGACCUCUUGAAGAUGGAGAUAUUUGUAAUGUUGACAUCACUGUAUAUCACAAUGGUUUCCAUGGAGAUUUAAAUGAAACAUUUUUUGUUGGUAAUGUUGGUGACAAAGUUAAGGACCUAGUCAAGGUUACCUAUGAGUGCCUCUCCAAGGCUAUAGAAAUAGUAAAACCUGGUGAAAAAUAUAGAGAAAUUGGAAAUGUCAUCCAGAAACAUGCUCAAACUCAUGGCUACUCAGUAGUUAAGAGUUAUUGCGGUCAUGGUAUUCAUAGACUGUUUCAUACUGCCCCCAAUGUACCUCAUUAUGCGAAAAACCGAGCUAUUGGAGUGAUGAAACCUGGUCAUUGCUUCACCAUUGAACCAAUGAUUUCAAUGGGAACGUGGCGAGAUGAAAUGUGGCCUGAUAAAUGGACCGCUGUUACAGUGGAUGGACAGUACUCCGCCCAAUUUGAGCAGACGUUGCUAGUCAAUGAGACAGGCUGCGAGAUAUUGACUCGUAGACGAGAAAAGAAUGGUCAGCCUCACUUUAUGGACAAGCUGUGAUUUGUUACACUUAAUCAUGAAAUGUUGACAUUUACAGAUCCAUAUGAAAUAUAAAAACUGUUUUAUUUGCAAUUGAAUAUCAAUAUGGUAAGAGGAGGUACAAUCCUCAGCUGAUUAUAUCAUUUCACAAGUUUUCGUCAAUCUACAUCAACCAUUUUUUUUUCAUAUCUCUUUGUAUGUGAAUAAAAAAAAUCCCUGUAUUUUUAUUAUUUAC